GUUGCGGCAACUCUCCCCUUGCCACAGCGAACGCUCAUAAGGAUACAGGGUGUCCUACAUCUGACGAUGGGGAACAUCCCCAGCAUUUAUGCAGGGGAUUUUGAAGCACUGCAGCUGUUGGGGGUAUCUGCCACCGUGGUACGUCCUGAAAUGCCAGGUUCGACGACACCUGGCAUUGCCGUUGAAGGGGAAGCGGCCAUUGGCAUUGCAUCAGAUGGUGUGCCCACCUCCAAUGCUCCGACCUGUGGGACUUCAGGAAACAGAGAGGCUGGGGGUGCGGUGGACACGCAGGGCAGAUCCUCGGAUGGUGCACCGGGUGGGGGAGACGGAGUUGAGGGCGGAGGAGACGGCAUCCCUCCCCCACGAGGCCAAAAGCAUGGCAAGAAACGAGCUUCAGGACCUGAUCCUGAUAAAAGCAAGAAGAAAGUGACGACGAGAUGGGGGGACGAAGAGACAAACUGUAUCAUUGACGUGCAUGAAAAGGACAAGGACGCCAUCAACAUGGAUGAUAUAACUGAUCCAGGUGCUGAAACAGAGAUGAUGGUUGAUGACGGCGAACAAAUACAGCGUGCGAACAACAACAUUGAAGCGGACGAGGAGGCAGAGGAUGCGAAUGAGGAGGCAGAGGAUGCGGAUGAGGAGGCGGAGGAUGCGCGACAACGCCGUCCCAAGCUCGUGCACAUGCCACAAAUUCUAUGUGCCAUCAGAUUCUGGGCAGAAGUCCACAACCGAUCAGAGAGAUGUGUCAGGCAAGAAGAAGAGGGGUGUGCAGAAUGCCCGGGAGCAGACAAUGCAGGCGUUGUGCGGGGUGAUGUGAGAUCAUACUGCGGCACAGGUGCAGACAAGGGACAUCAUGUUGUACUGAGGGACAUACGAUUCAGCCGGCGAUUUCUGGCCGUUGAUUACGACACGUGGUCAGAUAGGAUGUCAACUGAAGAAUCUGUUGGGAUCACGUGUUAUGCAAAUGCUCUGCCUGGAUUUAAGGCCAUCCUCAAACAUAGGUACUCGGAUUUUCUUGUGAACGAGAUUGAUCCAGAUGGAGUUGUCGUCCACUUGUCAAGCCUGGACAGCAAGACUGCACACAAAGCUUCCGAUGUUACAACUAUGGCGAAGAUGGAUGAAGGUGGAGGGGAUGCACCACCUGUAAGGAUGAAGAUGGAUGGUGGAGGCAGUGGAGACUUGGCAGGGUUGGACAAGCAUGUGCAAGCUGGGCAAGCUUGCGCAACUGAAGGCAAUCGAGAGGGAAAGGAUGAGGAGGAAGCAGCCCUGACGAAGGGCGAUACGGCACUGGCGGAGGAAGAGACUGGAAAGGGGGUAGUAGAUAAAGUGCUCAAUCUCAAGGUGAAGGCGAUUGAUGGGAUGGAGAUCGAUAUUGAUCAGCAGUUAUCUGAUCUUAGCCUCAUCCUUGCCAACGAAGAGGAUAUGCGGUGCAUCCAGAAGUUGAUCGAGAAGGUUCUAGAAGGGAGCACGUCAGAUAUGGAGCCUAGCCUGUUGAAACCUGAUCCGGACAAAGAGCGGAGGACUAGGAUUCACAAGUUCUUUAAAGAGAAACUUCCUUUUUUGGUAACUGAUACUGUUGAUAUCGAUCAUUCGCAACCAACGCGGCCGAAAACCAUCAGAGUGCGGUACCGAUCUGGCAUCGGAUCCAGUCGUCGACGCACAUCGAACCAGAGUAAUGAUGAAACAGGAGAGAAGAAGAGGCAGAGAGGCGAUGUGGCAGGGAACACAAGUAGCAAACCUGCGAAAAAAGUGCGGAGGGAUGACUUUGACACCCGAGGUUGUGACGACUGGCCACCAAACCGGGGGAAAUUCCUAAGAUUUCACCUUUACAAGGAAAACAAGGACUUGCAGGAGGCUCUGUAUGUUGUCGGACAAAUGCUUCGAGUGCAGGGCAAGUCAUUUGGGUUCUCUGGCACCAAAGACAAGCGUGGGGUGACCGUCCAGAGGGUGACAGUCUUUAAGCAGACUGCUGAGAGGCUCGCGGCGCUGAACGCACGGUUAAGAGGCAUCCGGCUUGGUGACUUUGCGUAUGUAGACAAGGGUCUUCGCCUGGGAAUGCUCUCAGGAAAUCAGUUUAGAUUUGGGAGUCUCAAUAUUGCAACAUACUUGAUUGGUGCGGCUUUGCUAAGAGGGGAGUGGAAGGCUGCUGCAGAUCUUCUUCUUAAACCGCGCGAAGGUGAGAGCCCAGAGGUGUCCAGAGUAAGGCACAAGUAUGCUCAAGAUGGAGACAUAGAAGCAGCAUUAAGCCAAAUGCCGAGCAAUAUGGUUGCUGAGCGAGCACUGCUCUUGGGUCUUAAGAAAUCUCCAAAUAAUUUCCUAGAGGCCAUCAAAUGCAUUCCGAGGACCAUGCGGACCAUGUACGUGCACAGCUAUCAGAGUUUCUUGUGGAACCAUGCAGCAUCACACAGGAUCAACCGUUAUGGUGCCUCGGACGUAGUGGUAGGAGAUUUGGUGUAUGAGAGGUCGGGAGAAUCUCGUCCGUUGAAAUUGCCGUUAACGGGCAUAACUGCAGUGCACGGAGAGGAAGAAUCACAGGCUGCAGGCGUUUCUGCGCUUGCUGAUGAAGCGCCGGACAGUGCCAUGACUGAGCAGGAAACUGGCAUGCCUGCGGUGGCAAGAGGGCAUCUUAGGGAAAGCCAGAUUGCCCCACAUCACCCAGCAGGUUUUGGUGGUGACACAUCCGAGCAGCCAAGUAGUGUAUCCAAUGGAUCGCAUCUGAUGGGGGAUGAACAGAAGGAAGCUUUAACAGCAGAAAAAAUGUCAGGAGGAAAAGGAGAGGCUGCUGCUGACAAGAAGGGCGAGGUAGUGACAGGAGUCUCUGAAAAUUGUGCUGACAAGGAUUCCGUGGAGGGGAUUGAUGAAGGGCUUGCCGCCGAUGCAGUUGAUGAGGCUAGCCUUGAUUUUAUGAAAUCUUCACAGAACUUACGCGUCAAGCAUGUGACAGAGGAAGAUACGAUUCGAAGACUGUACACCAUUGAGGACGUGUUGCUUCCAUUGCCAGGGGCCUCGACGUUACUGCCUGCACAUGAGACAGCAGAUAUCUACACGGAGAUGUCAAAAAAGGAUGGAAUUAAUUUGACAAGCUCAAGUCAUAAAGUAAAGGAUUUCUCCAUAAUGCAUCUCGCGGGAGGGUAUCGGAAGCUCAUCCAGAAACCACAGGAGUUUUCUUGGGAGAUACUGAAGUAUGAGGACAUGAAUGACACUCUGGCGGAAACAGACUUGGACAGAAUCGCAAAGGCAGGAGGAGAGAGGGAGGAGGCGGGAUUGACGACCACCGAAGCAAAAGAGGGUCAAGUGCAAAACCUCAGCCAAGUAAAAAACAGCCCCAGUGGAGUGGAGGGAAGUAGGGAGCGAUCUCCACAGCUACAGGAUCCAGUCACAGCUGCAUCGGAGAGGAAAAUGGUCAGCAGCAAGGGCACUGCCUCUGUGAGGCAUGAGCCCGGCGCAGUGGAAACAGCUGUUUCAAGUCUGAGCACAAGGUUAGACCUGAGUGAAGAACCGGGUGAAGACACAGCAGGAAAGACGUCACGGGCACUCUGCGACGACGAAGGCGAUCGAAAAGGAGAGGGAAGCGGAAACGACAACAAGAAGGAAAGCAAUCUUGUGGACGAUUUGCAGAGCGAUGUGAAGAUGGGGGAGGCGGUUGAUGGAAAUCGUGAGAAUGGAGGAGAGCAGGAGUCGCUACUGCAGCAUCCGGCGCAGGUUGCGCAAGCUGAUGGCGAACCUGAACAGCGCAAUGAUGACAAGCCGGACAGGAUGAUCGGUUGCAGAGCAGUAGGAGAUGGUGCAGGGGAGAGAAACGAGGAUGGCGAAGGAGGCAACGGAGCUCCUCAGGGAGAUGGAGGUGAUGGAGUUGUUCCACAGAGACAAGAUGGUGCAGAGGAAAUGGGAGAUCAGCCAGGAGGGCAAGCAGAGGCAAAACCCGGGGGGAGCACAGCAGGAGAAGAAGGUAAUGAAGAGAUUGCUCACAAGGAAGCCGAGCAAUUGAAAAAGGGAGGGGAAGUAGGGAAACCGAGGUACACGGCACUGACACUGAGGAUGAAACUUCCCACAUCAGCAUAUGCGACCAUGAUGAUCAGAGAGCUCAUAAAAGGAUCAACAUCUGCCGAUUACCAUAAGAAGACUUAUGGGACAGAGAGAACGGUAUGGCAAAGGGGGGAAAGAGGGAGGGGCUUCUCCGGUGGGGGGGGGCGUGGCGGCGCACGGGGUGGAAGAACUCCAUUCGUUGACCAGAAGACGCAUGACAGCCAAGGAGGAGAAAGCGGAAGGGGCAGAGGAGGGCGCUUCCAUGGUGGACGGUUCCGUGGUGGUGGGCGGAGGGCAUUCCGUGGCAGAUCAUGAGGGAUAGCCACCAUCGUGAAACCUCUCUCUCUCUCUCUCUCUCUCUCUCUCUCUCUCUCUCUCUCUCUCUCUCUCUCUCUCUCUCUCUCUCUCUNACAAAACACAAGCUCCAUCUA
This is a messenger RNA of Chara braunii, 4457 nucleotides long. Lineage: Eukaryota; Viridiplantae; Streptophyta; Charophyceae; Charales; Characeae. The record is from the annotation of a GenBank genome assembly.